Molecule: messenger RNA, 639 nt
Organism: Cryphonectria parasitica EP155
Lineage: Eukaryota; Fungi; Ascomycota; Sordariomycetes; Diaporthales; Cryphonectriaceae
Exons: 1
Coding region: 1-639 (212 amino acids)
Source: RefSeq, a predicted model, not a curated record
AUGUCCAUGACAACUCCCCCGGCCCCGUAUGCCCAGGCGCCAAUGUGCUCAGAUGCCUACGAGGCAGCGAAACUCGGCAGACACAACCACUCGCCCCCUAUAGCCGACCCAGCAUACAUAGGACCAGACCACCGCAUAGGCGCGACACCCUCCUACACGAUGACACCCCAUCUCCGCUGCAGCAGGGUCUGCCGAGUUUCACUUAGCAUGCCCACCCAUAGGCCCGUCCGAGAAGCAGCAGGGGCAGCACAAUACCUUCCGCUGUAUCAUACCCGAAUUGCUAGCAAGCGCCAGCAGUACAAGAAGCAUGCCGGAAUCCAGGACGGGAAGAUGAAGUCUGGUUGCAUCCGCGGGGUGAGCGAGGGAGUUGACGACAUAGCUUUCCCACAGUCGUUUCUCGAAGAGCCGCCUGAUAUCACCUCUGGUGUGACCUUUGAGGUGACUAUCAAGUCUGGGCUCAAGCUCGAGCUCGAGCUUGAGGCUUCGGAGGCUUCGAAGGCUUACGUGUGGCAAUGCUCGCUCGCGAGUGGCAAGUUGUACGUGUUUAUCGAGAGGCAGCCCAUGUUCGAAAUUCGCCCGUCAGGGGUGUUCAAGGUUGAGCCAGGCCUGAAGUUUGUCGUACAGAACCGGCUUUUAUAG